[Torrubiella] hemipterigena is the source of this 1161-nucleotide messenger RNA. Lineage: Eukaryota; Fungi; Ascomycota; Sordariomycetes; Hypocreales; Clavicipitaceae. The record is from the annotation of a GenBank genome assembly.
AUGAAGGCCAGUCUCGUGUCCGUUGCUGCCGUAUUGGCCUGCACCGCCACUGCCGCCCCCAUUAACGAACAAAAAGAUCAAUCCGCUUCCCAGAAUGAUGGCGUUGGAGGUGGUGUGGAUGGCUUGACCAGCAUUCUUAGUGGACUUACUGGUGCAACUGGCGGCGUUACAAACACUCUUGGUGGGUUGACUGGUGCACCAGGGCAAGGAGAUCCCAUCGUCAGCGCUGCUGGCGGCCUUGGAAACCUUGUAGGCACUGCUAGAAGUCUCACAAAGCCCUUUAGUGGUGUUACAGACAGCCUUGGAAGUGCCACUGGUCUCAUCCCCGCCAUCUUGAACCUUCUAGGACUUGGACUCAAUGGACCUGUUGAAAGCCUGUUGCGUGGUGGUGCUGCCGUUGGACAGGUAGCCAAUAAUGUUGGCUCUAACAUCCAGAGCGGUGUCCCAAACCCCGGUGGAAUCAUCCCUCCAAUUGGUGACUCUCGCGACGGCGUUCUGGGCUACCCUCCGCCCAGUGGCCGCUACCUUCCUGGCCUGACGUUCCCAUGGUUCAACGAUUUCCCUGACCUUGUCUUGAUGAAGGGACAAGGCUAUGACAAGAUUGACUUCCAGGGUCUUCUCGAAAACUUAGCUGAUGUCCUCAAGAAGGUUCAGACCAAUGAUGCGAUAAUCAGUAAGCUCUUCACACAAAAUGCUCAUAAAAUUAAGAUUGCUAACAUAUAUACAAACUCUACUCUGACUCAGAUGAUCAAUGGCAAGCUCAACGAAGACGCUGGUAUGUCGCAGCUCACUGGUCCAUACCAAGACACAAUCGUCAUGCUUACUGAGCUCGGCAAGAAGAUUUUUGCCGCCUCUGGUGUUGAUGUUGAUCCCGUUGAUGUUGACAAGUUCCGCAGCAUCAUGUCUAUUCUUGUUGGUGAGAUCAUGUUCACCGUCAAGCUCACAUCAACCACACUCGGAGUCCGACCUGAACUCAAACAGAUCCUCCACUCCGUUGUUGCUUUCCUCAACAACAACUUGAUCGGACUCGUCGCUCUUAACGGCGCACUGGGUCCUCCUAUCUAUGGUGCGAUUUCCCCCAUUCUGAUGAACCUUGGUCAAUCUAUCGGUAAGCCUCUGCUCGGCGCUUUGGCAGAUGCGCUCAAGGGGCUGCCUCACUAA